Molecule: messenger RNA, 1740 nt
Organism: Huiozyma naganishii CBS 8797
Lineage: Eukaryota; Fungi; Ascomycota; Saccharomycetes; Saccharomycetales; Saccharomycetaceae
Gene: SKO1
Product: Sko1p
Exons: 1
Coding region: 1-1740 (579 amino acids)
Biological process (GO): regulation of transcription by RNA polymerase II
Molecular function (GO): RNA polymerase II cis-regulatory region sequence-specific DNA binding; DNA-binding transcription factor activity, RNA polymerase II-specific
Source: RefSeq, a predicted model, not a curated record
AUGUCUACUACAGGGUCCGGUAAGGAGGCCGCGGCGGUCUCGUCUUUGAAUCUGGAGCCGAACCCGUUCGAGCAGAGUUUUGCGUCGACGAAGGAGCCCCACGCCCGCACGGGGAGCGCUCCGCAGGUUGCCUCUGCUAGUGAUGGUGAUGGGGCCGUGGGGCUCACUUCCGCUGUGUCUGCUGGUGGUGCGGUGUCUGCGGAUGCUGCGGACCAGCAGGUACAGUUACAACAGCAGGGAUUGCCCACGAGGAUGUUGCAGAAGCCACAGCAGGUGUCUGGGGUUCCGCAUCUGCCGUCGAUGGUGUGGCAGCCGUCAGAGCUCACGGGGAAGACACCGUUACAGGGCGUUCACUCCCCACAGCCGCUGUUGGAGGGACCGGGAGGUAACGGUCUGUCCCGGGUGGGCAACUCCUUAACGAGGCCCAACUUGGGAGGGGCAAGACCCAGUAUACAUGGCCCCGCGUUCUCCUCCUCGACGUUCCUGUUUUCCAGCAGUCAGAGACCCAGUAUCCAGUCACCACCCGUAUUGACACCAGGAGGGUCCAAGAGACUACCACCGUUACUAUUAUCCCCGCAAUUGGUGCCCACGAACGACGACGCCUACCAGUCACAGCAGCAGCCGGCACAGUUGGGAGGUGCAAGUUCAGGUGCGCUUACUGAUACUGCGGGCCACAACAAGGGGGCGCCAGGUGGGCAGUCCUUGCAGGGCACCGUGCAAAACCCACCGCAGGGGUUUCUAUCGUACCUCCCCAGGACAGGACUGACACCGAACGAGUCCAGUAUGAGGACGGGACUCACUCCAGGUGGGUCCCUGUACCCUCUGUUGCCCUCUCUCUCGGGGGUCGAUAACACUCCGGGGAAGAUGGCCGUGAAGGGUGCGACGACAACAGCUACAGGGUUCAGCCCCAGCAACAGCAACCUCAAUAUCCCAUACACUUCUGGCGGUGCACAACCGCAGUCACAGGGCAGCGCCGCACACGUACCGAACAAGAGGAGGAGGGUAUCCUCGACGACAUCGAGCAAUAGGAGCCACGGCCCUCGAGAGAAGAGGAAGAGCAGCAGUGGGGGCAGUCCCGUCGAAGAAGCUGACGGUUCCCGCGACACGGGCGGCGACCACACUGGCGAAGAAGAUGCCGAUGAGCAGGAACGCAAGCGUAAGGAGUUCCUGGAGCGGAACAGGGUUGCCGCUUCGAAGUUCCGCCGGAAGAAGAAGGAGUACAUCAAGAAGAUGGAGCACGAGUUGCAGUUCUACGAGACGGAGUAUCACGAGCUGGGCAAAGUGAUGGACACGAUAUGUGCGCUCAACGCGUGCAAGUCGGACACCCCUCUGCUAUACCUCCUCGAGACGUACAUCCAGAAAAACGACACAAUGAACGCACUCAACUUGGUCUCUCAUUUGAACCAGAUGGUCUCGCGAACGAGGUACUUCCAACGGCAGGGCCACAACCCAAUAGAGAGCAGCCGAUCGCAAUCGCAAUCGCAAUCGCACUCACAUUCUCCGCCGUAUGUGCAUCUGCAGCAUAUGCCGCAGCCACAAGGGCCGCACCAGCAACCGCACCAUCAACCGCAACCACAGCACCAGAACCAUAACGAGAACCAGCACCAGCACCCUCACCCACACGCUCACCCACAUAUUUUUACAGGACCUUCUGCGAAGAAGCGAGACGACGGCAUGUUCCUGCCUAGUAAGACGGCAGCAGCGAGCAGAACCGACGGACUAUCACCGCACGACCGAUGA